GCCUCCUUUGCCACGACCAGACAUAAUGAGCUUACAAGUUAGUUGAAAUAGUGUUCAAUCUCGAGUGGACCGAAAAUGAUGGUUAUGUAUUUGAAAAUUGUGGUUUAUAUACCUUGUAGAUGGGAUGCAAAACCCGAGAUAAACUUUGGUAGCCAAUAGUAAAGCAGAUACAGUUUCCCGCCGUUGCUAUCUUUGUACACACAAAUUUGUAAGCAUUUUCAUUGGUUGUUCCCUUAAGCCACCCUUUGUAUCAUGUGCCCGGAACAUCUGCCCUUAUCUUCAUAGUCAUUGGCUGCAGGUCAAUGAAAUUGGCUACUUUCAGGAGAACAUAGGGUGCCCAUUUCAUAUAAAUUUCUCUUACAACUUCUCAGAGUUAUCAGAGUUUUCUGACUUAUCCUCUCUAACAACCUCAAAAUGCCUCCAAAGGUCAGCGGAAAAGCAGCAAAGAAAGCGGGCAAGGCCCAGAAGAAUAUUGCCAAAGGAGACAAGAAGAAGAAGCGCAAGAGGAAGGAGAGCUAUGCCAUCUACAUCUACAAAGUAUUGAAGCAGGUCCAUCCCGACACUGGCAUCUCCUCCAAAGCCAUGACGAUCAUGAACAGCUUCGUCAACGACAUCUUUGAGCGCAUCGCUGGAGAAUCCUCUCGUCUUGCUCACUACAACAAGCGAUCGACCAUCACGAGCCGCGAGAUCCAAACGGCUGUCCGUCUUCUGUUGCCUGGUGAAUUGGCCAAACACGCUGUGUCUGAAGGCACAAAGGCAGUAACCAAGUAUACCAGCACUAAGUAAAUGGUCCCCACUUCCCUAAACCAAUCGGCCCUUUUCAGGGCCACCAAAUCUUAAAGAAAGAGAAAACGUUGCAACAAAACUUCAUUAUCUACGACAUACACUUCAGCAUCUACCAGCAGAACUUUAACUAGAAUACCACAAUCAGAGAUUAAGAUCGGAUGGAAAGCUUCUAUUUUUACAUUAAUUUCUUUCUGAUGUCUAUUAGAGACGAGUGUGAAAUUUGCACUUGUAUUCCCAUUCCAACCUUCGCAGUUCAAUUCCUAUUAUUAGGACCCUCCAUAAAGGAAGCUUCGCUGCCAUAGUUUAUUCGCCAAAAUAUGUGACCGUGAAACUUACGUUUCGAAAGAUGUCAUGUUUAAUUGGAUUCCAAGCUACAUUUAAAGAAUAAAAUACAUGA
Messenger RNA from Daphnia magna, 1183 nucleotides. RefSeq names its product histone H2B.3. The record is from RefSeq and is a predicted model, not a curated record. Gene Ontology annotation, cellular component: nucleosome. Gene Ontology annotation, molecular function: protein heterodimerization activity; structural constituent of chromatin; DNA binding. NCBI's taxonomy places the organism in Eukaryota, Metazoa, Arthropoda, Branchiopoda, Diplostraca, Daphniidae.